CGGCAGGUUCACCUGGAGCAAGGCCAAGCUGUGAAAGUAUCUUGUGGUCAUCAGCCUGUAUUUUUGAGCUGGAUGGAAAUCAGGCAUCGAGGUCACCAGGGUGAAAAUAUUGCAGAGAUUAACAGACAGUUAGCAGAGAAACUUGGCAUUACAGAUGAAGAACAGUCCCCAGGCAUGCCCAAUGCAAUCCGUUUCCAAUGUGUUAAACAUCCAUUUUCUGCCUAUGAAUUACCUAGUGUCAUUAAGAAGAUGUAUGUUCAAACAGAUGAUUGGGAAAUUCUGGAACUGCAUGCUUCCUCUCUUGAAAAGCAUCUUCUUGACCAGAUUCGAAUAGUAUUUCCAAAAGCCAUCUUUCCUGUAUGGGUUGAACAGCACACUCACGUUUACAUCAAAAUUGGUACACUUAUGCCAGCAGCCCCCUAUGGGAGAUUAGAACCGUGCACGGAGCUUCUGAUACGUCCCAAAACACGUGAACUGGAGGAAAAUAUCACCAGCCUGCCUUCCACAGAAAGUGACAUCUUGCUCAAAAAUUUUGUGAAAAAUAAUGUGGAGCAAGAAGAAACAGUAAAGGAUCCUUUUGCCAAACAACCUUACUUAAAGCCGGGAGUCCUUGAACAGCAUAAGGCUGAUGCAAACAUGGCAUUUGGCUCAAAUGUUCUCCCAAAUAUAUGGAAUUUCAUAGGAAGCAUUUUCUCUCAUACAUCUGAGCAGAAACAAAAGGCUUUGUGUGAUAAAGAUGAAAUGAGCAGGUUCAAAGACAAGCUGCUGAACUUAAUUCACAUGGAUUCUAUUUUUAGAGUAUGUCAGUGCCAGCCUCCCAGCGUGCAGAAUGCCUCUGCCACUCAUGCAUUUCUGAAGUGCAACGCUAUUCAUGUUUUUCCGUGGAAUUUAGAAUUUAUUGAUUUGGAUCCAAAUCCUGUAGUAUCUUAUGGGAGAAUUAGUGAGCUGCUUUCCCCAAGACAGCGUCAUCAAGAAGCAAAGCAAAGUUUGCCAUUUGAAAAGCAAAAGCAUUUGACUGGUACGCAAGACAAAAAUCAUUCUAAUUCUAGUAGCAGUCAAGCAUCCAGUGAGGGAUCUGUUGUUCAGAUCGUUUGGAAUGGAUUUGAAGACCUAAAGAAUGUCAUAGAGUAUGGCCACAGUGGGGAAGCCCUACAUGUUGGAAGAGUUUGGAUUCCAGAUGGUCUGAGAAAAAAACUACAUAUUGAAAUACAUUCAACGGUCCGAAUUAAGUCAGUUGAAUCUAUUCCAAACAUUCCUGUAUCUCUUAGACUGCAACCCAAACAGAACUUACAUAAAGAUAUACAUGAAGAUGAUGUUAAAUCUGCUUUCAGUUCUUGGCUGCAGGAUUCUGCUACUGAUGAUCUCCCAUGGAUAAUGACAAGCACAGACUGUAUACAUCUGUCUGUUAAAGAAGGAAUGGAGGAGUUUGUCCUUCGUGCAGUGCAUCCUAUGCACAUGGAAGAAAAUAAGUCUGAAAGUAUUUUUAUGCUGAGUCCCAGUUUGCUGCAAAAGACUAAUAUACAAGUUCUUUUGCAUCCUCUAACUAGAAAAGCUGAUGUUGACAGCCAGCCACCUAUGUGUGAUACAGACAAGAACCUUCCUUACCACAAACUAAACGAUUUAGGAGGAGUGGACAAAAUAGGAACAUCUUCCUUUGAACACAUAAGCCACAGUCUUCUGGGGCGUCCUUUGUCUCAAAAGCUUGCUGUUAUUGCUGUGGGACUGCGAAGUGGAGGGGUGCUUCUCACGGGAGGAAAGGGAAGUGGAAAGUCAACAUUAGCAAAGGCCAUCUGCAAAGAAGCAUUCGAUAGACUGGAUGCUCAUGUAGAAGUAAUUGAUUGUAAAGCUUUAAGAGGAAAAAGAUUAGUAAACAUAAGGAAAAAUGUGGAAGAAGCUUUUUUAGAGGCAGCAUGGAGACAGCCAUCCAUUCUUUUGAUGGAUGAUCUUGAUCACAUUGUUGGAGUACCUUCUACACCAGAGCAUGAGAACAGCCCUGAAACUGUUCAAAGCAAUAGACUUGCUUAUGGUAAUACUGUGCUACCUGUGUCUGGAUAAAAAUUGAAUGCAAUUUAGAAUUUCUUGCACCUGAGUUGU
This is a messenger RNA of Antrostomus carolinensis (chuck-will's-widow), 2094 nucleotides long. Its product is annotated as peroxisome biogenesis factor 1-like. Gene Ontology annotation, biological process: protein import into peroxisome matrix. Gene Ontology annotation, molecular function: ATP hydrolysis activity; ATP binding. The transcript is spliced from 13 exons. Gene Ontology annotation, cellular component: peroxisomal membrane; peroxisome; cytosol. The record is from RefSeq and is a predicted model, not a curated record. The annotation marks the transcript as partial. Lineage: Eukaryota; Metazoa; Chordata; Aves; Caprimulgiformes; Caprimulgidae.